GCGAUUCUAAUCCAUUACUAUUCAUUGAAGAAUUUGCGUUAGACGCUUAAGUGUUUAUUUCGUCGUUAUUUAAUACAAAUGGAAGAAUAUAUAGAAAGAGUGCAAAGGGUUUUUUCGGUUCAUGAGAAUGAAUCAGUCAAGCUAGAUGCUACAGAUAAAAUGGGUGUGAGUGAAAUAAAUAUGUGGAUAUUAAUACGUAGGUACGAUCAAAUUGAAUCAGAAAAUGAUACAUUAAAAACAACAUUGAACUGUUUUACUGUUGUACCUGGAAUAACGUUAGACGAAUUAAGAAUAUCUAUUUAUUACUGGGUCGGUAUAGAAAAGGACAAUAGCAAAGUAUUAAAAAUUAGAAGACAUGAUAAUCAUUUAAUACCAUUGUCUUCGUUGCUCAGAGGAUCCCAAAAAGACAAGCCUUUUAUCAUUGACGUUGUUGGCGUACAUCAAUUUUGUCCUGUAGAAGAACGGAGCCUGCCGCCUGGUUAUUUAGAUGCUUUCAAGUCUAAACUUGCCAAUUUAGAGAAACGGGUGAUGAUGGUAGAAUCAUUUUUACCUAAUAUGACUUCUUCUCAUAUGCGUACAGUAGAAACAAUGGUAACUCAGUUAACAAAUUGUGUUAACUUCUUAGAUCGUAGACUGGAUGAAUUAACACCUAUAUGUUUGAAAAGUCAAAUUCAACCGGAAGCCUCUUGAAAAUGGGACAUUAAUAAUAAUAAUAAUAAUAUUCGACUGAGAAUGCAUGCUUUAAUCUAUUUAUCGGAGAUUCAGAAUUUUAACAAAGGAUACAAAUAACUACAUUAAGAAAUGGCAAUGGUAUUGGAUGUUCACAAAUUCUAAAUCGAAACGAUCUUAUAAUUUAUAUUUGUAUGUAAAUAUGAUCAAAACAUGAAGAAAACAAAUAAAAUAAUUGUGAGUGUCA
Molecule: messenger RNA, 916 nt
Organism: Polistes dominula (European paper wasp)
Lineage: Eukaryota; Metazoa; Arthropoda; Insecta; Hymenoptera; Vespidae
Source: RefSeq, a predicted model, not a curated record